GCUCCCCUGGCCUGCCCGGGCAGCCUGGGAAGGAGAACCAGGGAAGCCCAGCGUCCCCUCCUCCCGGGCUUGUGUGUUGGACCAGCUGAACCCCGGGGCCUUGGGGGUGAACCUGGUGGUGGAGGACAGAAAAAGCAAAAGAAGGCUUGUGCUGAAGCAGGUGGAAUGCCUUGACGAUCACCAUGCCAACGAGGCCCUGGAGGAGCUGAUGCCGCUGCUGAGGCUUCGGCACGCCCACAUUUCCAUGUACCGGGAGAUGUUCAUCACGUGGAACAGCCAGACCUCCUCCUUGUUGCUCUGCCUGGUGAUGGCCUACAGCGAGGGAAGCUUCCAGAAGGUCAUCGAGGAGAAGAGGGAGGAGAAGGAAGUCAUCGACUGGGAGUGGAUGUACAAUGUGCUGGGCCAGGUGCUGGACGCCCUGGAGUUCCUGCAUCAGCUGGACAUCGUCCACAGGAACCUCAAGCCCUCCAACGUGGCCCUGGUCAAUCGCAACCAUUGCAAGCUGCAGGACCUGAGUGCAGCCGCGCUGAUGACCCACAGAGCCAAGUGGACCAUCCGAGCAGAGGAAGACCCCCUUCACAAGUCUUGGAUGGCGCCCGAGGCUCUCGACUUCCACUUCACGGAGAAGGCCGACAUCUGGUCCCUGGGCUGCAUCAUUCUCGACAUGGUCAGCUGCUCCUUCCUGGGGGCCACAGAGGCCAUGCUGCUGCGCACGUCCAUCCGGAGCCAGCCGGAGGGCCUGCAGGCCGUCCUGAGGGCGGUGCGGGAGAGGCGGGUCCCCCACGUCGAGACCUUCUGCUCCCUUCUGCCCGAAAUGCUGCAGGUCGACCCCUCGGAGCGGAUAACGGUCAGGGACAUCACUGAACGGGCCCUGGAGAACACCAACUUCAGGUCCCCAAGAGGCAACCUGGCGCCGUACCAGCGGGCGGUGCCCGAGUUCAUCUCCCGCAUCCUGCUGGAAGGCCACCUGUCCAGCAUUUUAGAGGUCAUGUACGACUUCCCCGGGCGGGCUGAAGUACAGCUCGAGGUCAUGAACAAGCUCCUGACGAUGCCCGAGGACCAGCUAGGUCUGCCGUGGCCCGAGGAGCAGGUGGAGGACUUGGUCUUCAUCAUGAAGCUGCACCAGAGCACCCUGGACAUCCAGCUGCGUGGCAGCUCCCUGCUGCUGCGCAUCCUGGGCCCAGCGCUGGCACAGGACCCGGCCGCGGAGGUGCCCAUGGGCGGCGAGCUCGCCUCCUUCCUGCUGAGCACCGCGCAGAGCCACCCGGAGGCCCGGCAGCUCACGGCGCUCGUGUACAGUCUCCUCACCAUCAUCUGCAGCCAGGGGCUCGCUGCAGAGGAGCUGCAGGAGGCCGGGCUGCUGGAGCACUUGGUGGAGCACCUGGGCACCUGGUCCGACCACAGGGACGUCUCCCUCGCCAGCCUGCGCCUACUCUGGACCCUGCUGGUGGACGCUGACGCCAUGAGCAAGGACCUCUUGAAGAAAGCCCCGGCCCCCGUUGCUGAGUUGCUGGCCACCUACCCAGCGGAUGCGGACAUAGCUGAAGCUGGCUGUGCGGUCCUCUGGCUGCUGGCUAUGCUGGGCUGCAUCGGGGAGCAGCUGUUUGAGGAGGUGGUGGCUCUGCUCCUGCAGAGCAUCCGGCUGCACCAGGACAGGGUGCUGCUGGUCAACAACGCCUACCGGGCCCUGGCCAGCCUCGCCCAGGUGUCCGAGCUGGCAGCACUGCGGGUGGUGGUGCCGGAGGAGCGUGGCAGCGGCCUUGCCCUCACCAGGGAGACCUAUGCGAGGCACAGGGACGACCCGGAGGUGGUGGAGAACGUGUGCCAGCUGCUGGCCCAGCUCAUCUCCUACCGGGACAUCCUGUGUGAGCUGGUGUCCAGCGGCAUCGGGGCCCUGGUCCAGGAGAUCAGGGGGCGCUUCCCCUCCAGCCUGGAGCUGGUCUCGUAUGCAGAAAGCGUGCUCCUGAGACUGGGGGAGACCGGGCUGCCCCACUCCGCCAGCGCCCAGGGGCUCUGGCCUGAGGACACAGACACCCUACCUGCCCGGAGCCCUCUCCCCGCCUCCAGGGCCUCACACCGGAAAGACACCCUCCUCAGGGCCGGGCAGGCGGCCACGUGCGGGAUUCCGGUCGCCCUGCGGCCUCAGCCCUGGCCUGAUCAGGCUGCCACACUGGACGGACGCCGCAGGUCUCCCGACCUCUCUGAACAGGGACUGAAACAGGCCCCACCUGAAUAAAACCUCGUUUAUUAGUUCCUCUGUUCCGCAGGGGCCCGGACCUCUCUGCGCCUGCGGCAGGGUGGUGACGCCCUGGGCUUCGCACACACGGGGGCUCCCGUGCCUUCUUGGGGACCCUGGGCCAGGCCACCCAGGGCGGCACACCACUGCCCACGGGGGAGGCACUGCCUCAGGGACUGACCGGUGUCACCUCGCUCGGGGGCCGCUGUGGGCGCUGACCUCGCUCAGCUGGGCAGGCGGUAGUGCAGGGGCAGGAAGGAGCACCGCCACCGGGAGUCGCCAAGUCCAAAGGCGGCCGCGGAAAACUCCUGGCUGGGGUUUUGGCCAAGCUGACCGGACCCGGCCCGGCCAGGGGAGAGGCUGUUCUCAGGGGUGUGUGUGCUGCCACGCCCUCCACUCUGGGGAGGCGUGGUCUGCCCCAGGACAUGGUCACCGGUGCCCGGGGUCGGGGACGCUGCCCGGGGCGGUGGCAGCCGGGCGCCUGUCCCGGGCCUGGCGCUCCCACUCCUUCUUCACCAGGAUGUAGAGUCUCAUCGCAGCCUGGGCGUCCUGGACCUGGAUGACACCAAGUACCCGUGACUGUCCCCAGCAGGUGACAGCACAGCCACACGAUGGACAGUGGGUGGGUGAGGAGGGAGCCGAGCAGGGCGGCGCUCCUGCGACUCGGGGGCCUGGGCACAGAAGGUACCUGGGGGCCCGGGGUGGGGCAGUUGGGGGGGCCUCAGCGGACGGCACAGGUCAGGACGUGGGCGGAGGGAAGGCGCCUCCAACCCGAUGCUGGGUGGGCAUAAGGCACCGGCACAGCAGCGCCAGGUCCUGGGCCCCACGGCCCCACACUGCUACCCCGUCACCAGGGCCCAUCACAGAGGCACUCUGCCCACUGCCCACUGGGGGCAGCUAGGGUUCCACCCCCUGUAACUGCCCCCCCAGGGCCAGGUCACUUUUUACAGCCCUGCAGGUGACAGGCGCUCCCACGGCCAGGGCAGGGACGGCCACCACCCCGCGGGCCUCGCCCGGGACGUGCUCACCGAGCAGUGCUCCGCCUGCUGCACCCGGAUGCCCAGGACCCUCUCUGCCAGCAGCUUCAGAGACGGCCUUCCGCUCUGCAGGGACAGGGACAGCCACGCUGGGAGGGGCCCCACCCGAGUGCCCUGCCCUGCACCUGCAGCUAACAUCCUGCUGACGGCUGGGCCCGGGGACAGGCUCCGCCUUGGGCACCUCCAAAGGUCUCGUCAGAGACCCAGAGACCCGGACACAGCCCGGCCCGGUCACACCAGCUCAUGUGGGUGACCUUUAGGACUACUUCUUCCCUUGGGGCUCCUUCUAGUCGGGUUGAAGGGGAGACGAAAACCCCCAGGGGCCAGCAAAGCCACUGUGACAUGGACGGCCGCGUGGACGCACCCGCACUUGGCUCUUGAAAGGCUUGUACUUCUGCGUGUCCCGGAUCUUCCUUUUCGGGUGGUCGAGGAGGAGCACCUGGGAGGAAAGACCACGACCGUCGCUGUCGUUUGGAGUCCCCAGUCAUUACUCAUGUUUUUCAAACGACCCCCCUACAAGGAAUUCCCAUAUCACACACAUGAAUAAAGAGAAACUGCUGUGAACUUGAA
Messenger RNA from Artibeus jamaicensis (Jamaican fruit-eating bat), 3843 nucleotides. It is a transcript of the gene STKLD1, whose product is annotated as serine/threonine kinase like domain containing 1. Lineage: Eukaryota; Metazoa; Chordata; Mammalia; Chiroptera; Phyllostomidae. Gene Ontology annotation, biological process: protein phosphorylation. The coding region runs from base 209 to 2236 and encodes 675 amino acids. The transcript is spliced from 19 exons. The record is from RefSeq and is a predicted model, not a curated record. Gene Ontology annotation, molecular function: protein serine/threonine kinase activity; ATP binding.